GAAAAUUUUCUUUGCUUUGUGCACUAUACGUAAAUAUAACAGAGCAGCCCAAAAUAGCAACGAAUCAUCUAAAACGCCUUGGAAUGAAUUCUGAAGAGUAUAUGACAUUAGGAAAUAGUACUGAGGUAUGUUGUAGAGUUUGUCUGCAACUUGAGGAGUUAAUGAUUCAUAUUUACGACGGUGGUGUUAUUGAAGACUUUCAAACGGACCUAAUCACUUUACUGGAACGCUGUGGAGGAAUCAAGGUAGAAAAAUCGGACAAUCUUCCAAAAUUUCUAUGCAAGGAAUGUACGACUGAAUUACUGGUGGCUGCGAAAUUUCGCGAGAAAUGUGAACGGGCGCAACAAUUACUAAAAGUUGUUUCAUGGAAGAACACGAACGGAGAUGUUCGGGAAUGUUUACCAAUAAAAUCAGUAGAUGUAAAAAAUGAAGAACUUUUCACUGAAACUGAGGCUACAUGUGAUUCACAGUUUUUAAACGAUCGUAAUGAUAUAAUUGAAAUUCAUCCAGAUAGUUUUGUGGAAACAAAUUUAAAUGAACAAAAUAUUGAAAAUCAAACCUCGACAAAUACAGUGUUAGAUAGUGCACUUAUACCUGAAAGUGGGGAACUCAUUGAUAUUAAUUUAAAUUGCAUUGAUGUAAUAGAAGAAACCAAUGAAGAGUGGCAAGUAAUGGAAUAUUUUGAAAGCAAUAGCUGUGAAGGAGAACAAAAACAAGAAAUAUAUUCACCCAAUAACUAUCUGACAAAUGAUGUCAAGUGCACAGAAAAUGCUGCUUCACAAAUAAAUUCCGAAAAAAAAUACACAUGCGAUUCCUGCGGUGCAGUUUUCCUACAGGCAGCUAAUCUUCAACGGCAUUUGGAAAAAGUGCACUUCCUAUUACAACCAUAUCACUGUGUCAAUUGUAGUCACACUUUUUCAUCGGAGCAAACUUAUAUAAAUCAUAGUAUUAGUUGUAUAAAAUCCAAUGAUCAUACUACUCUAGGGAAUAACAAUUCAAACAAUAAUACACUAAGUAAAACAUUGCCAACGUCGUCUCAACGAGAAUGUGUAUACUGUGGCAAACAAAUGCAGUCCAACUUCGCUCUCAACAUGCACCUACGUACACAUACCGGAGAACGUCCAUACAAAUGUGACCACUGUCCGAAAGCUUUCAAAACCCAAUCAGCUUAUACAAUGCACUUGAAACGUCACGCUCGAAAGCCAGACUAUUCAUGUUCAUUAUGCCAUAAGACUUUCUAUGAGACCAGCAAUUUGACGGUGCACAUGCGCACGCACACCGGAGAAAAGCCACAUUCUUGCACCUUUUGUCAAAAGCGGUUUGCACGUGUCUUCCUCUUACAAUUGCAUAUGCGGACUCACACCGGUGAAAAACCAUAUCAAUGCACAACUUGUAACCGUAGCUUCGCGCAAUUAUGUGAUCUAAAGAAUCACGAGCGCAUACAUACUGGCGAAAGGAAUUAUAAAUGUACUAUAUGUGGAAAGACAUUUAUAAAAAAGUAUUCACUCAGGACGCAUAUGGAUCGGCAUGCCAUUCUACAACCUGAAGAGGGAACUGUGUCCGAUGAAAAAAUUUACGAAAGAGUAAAUGCCAAAAAUACACAAGUGGAAGAUGAGUCCGUCAAGUACAUGCUUGACAAUAGCAUGUUGGAAGGUGAUAGUUACUUUCUAUCCAAAGCUCCUGAAGACAAUUUUUGUAACCUAUCUUAUGAAGAGGUGCCCCAACUGAAUGAAUCCAAUCCAGACCUUGUCUGGAGUGAUUUUAUAGUUGAGCAUAUAUGAAAUAAGUAGUAAUGUAUGUUUAUAUCUAUGUAAAUUAAUAUUAUUUAGAGAAAUAUACGAAAUACAAACAUUCUUAUAUCAUGGCCCUCUAUAUACUUA
Molecule: messenger RNA, 1880 nt
Organism: Bactrocera oleae (olive fruit fly)
Lineage: Eukaryota; Metazoa; Arthropoda; Insecta; Diptera; Tephritidae
Product: zinc finger protein 892
Biological process (GO): regulation of transcription by RNA polymerase II
Cellular component (GO): nucleus
Molecular function (GO): DNA-binding transcription factor activity, RNA polymerase II-specific; zinc ion binding; RNA polymerase II cis-regulatory region sequence-specific DNA binding
Source: RefSeq, a predicted model, not a curated record